UUUUUCUUCUUGGUUCUACAACAUUCUCUACGCUUAUUGGCUGUUCGUUUUUCGAUUUAACGAUAACAAACAAACAAGCAAACAAUUCCUACAGAAUAAAGUUGGUAGUCAAGUUGAAGUUGACUCACUAUUUUCCCACACAACUAGAUCCCUUCUGCUAGCGUGUAAUACCUCUAUGUCAUUGUUUAUAAAGAUGUUUGCUCGGUGUUCUUGGUUCUCCUGUAGUACCCUCGGAUUCAGGAAGAAUGCGAUGUUUUAUAGCGUGCAGCAAACCAUUAAAAGUUUGCCAACUGAUUAACUUCCUCAGCAGCUGUGUAGAACUUGGAACCACAGUAAGGUCCUGUACUAUGCUGAUUUUCCUUAAAAAUGGCCAGGUCUUUGUCUUGAAUUGUUUACUUCACAGAGAUAAGCAUUAUGUCGGUUACCUGCUCUAAACGUAGCCCUCGUCUGUUCGUUUUAUGUACUUCAGUCGUGUUUGUCUGAAAAUAAAUUCAAACGCUUAGUUUUAUCUGUGUGUUUACUGAUCUUUUGCUGCAUUUGGGCCGAUUUACUGCCUGAUAUGCUUGCAGCAUGGUGUACAGAGAUACUGUAGAUGAAGUGAAAUAACAUUCUAAAGUGAAAAUUUCCAACCAACGGGUUAAAAUUGAUUAUGUCGGUCUUCUAAUGGUUUUACUCAUCCCUGUACCUAUGAUAGAUUUGGUAGUCGGUAGAGGUUCCUUGUUGAUCCAUCUUUGUUCUCCAAAAGUUUUGUGGAUGUCCAUGAUGUUUUGAUCUUGAGAAGUAGGUAAAAAAGCAUAUUCGCGCGCUAUAAUCAAAAUGUUAUGGAUGCCGGAGCACUGCAGUGCGUGAUGUUGCUCAUUCAUGUGCCAUGGUGUGAUGAAAGUUCGAGAGGAUGUCAUCGCAGUAUGAUAAAUAACAAGUAAGAAAUCAGUACAAAAUGCAACAUUAUGUAUAUGGACAACAGCUUGUCGUUAUUUGUUUAACCCUCCAGAGAUUUCCAACCUAUGUCUGUUCCCAUUCUCAUGAGUGGUCGUAUACCUCCCAUAUCCCCUCGCAGUAUUCCCUAAUUAAAAUAACUAGUCUCUGUGAUUGUGGUCAAAGUUCACGUAGCCUCAGUAAUCAUAACUUCAGUGGGAUCUUACUGUGUCCAACAUUAUACAAUGGCUAAUUCGAGGUCAUGUAUUUGCUUCGCAGCGAUAAAGAUCGAAUUAAGCUAACGCUAUAAUACCAGUUCAGAAUGCUAACAACUUGGAACGAGUCUAAACUGUGGCUAUUUCAAAUUCACCAACAUUGAGGAAAUGUUUGUCAAUUGUUAAUUAUGGCUAAAAUUUCCAAUCGUAAACCACCAAAAAAUGUCCAUUCAUCUUUGGAGUGGGAUUUCCAAAAUGGUGAUCCCAACUCCAUGAGUGAUCCUUACUGGUCUUGGUCAGAUGUCUAUCGAUACCAGAGAACCAAUAGUGUUCAAGACAACCGUGUUAAAGUUGUAGUAUCCGUAGAACAAACUUUGUACGACGUUGCUGAAUUGCUGGAAAGACGGUUAGGGAUUUGUCUCUCCGGCUGCCAAUUUUACCUUCAAGAUCGUAUCAAGCUUCGUGGAGAGUCACCAUUGGUCGAACAUUGUGUUGAAAUAUCCGGUUUGGUUCAGCUAUUGUUAGAAGUAAAGACAGCACAUGAAGGUUAUCCUUUCCGACUCAAUGUUGUUGACAUUCAAAUCCCAGAAUCAGUUGAUCAUCGUGGUUCUAACUCCAACGCGCAAACUGAGAAAUGUAAACGUUCAAGUGUGUCCAAAGCAUCAGUACAACAGGCGUCUAGUACAAACCCAUCAAAAAACGAAGAAUUAAAGAAUGACAGCAUUAUACCGGAUUCAAACAGGCCAACAAGUCCUAAACCGGAAUGUAUAUCUCCUCUUACAGUUGCAGCAGCAGUGGCUGCAGCAUCUGACAUUGCGGCAGGUGGUUCUGGUGUACUGGAGUCAAAACCAGCUCUGAAUGAAAGUGAUACAAUACCUGAUGAAUCUGUUGUUUCUGAAGCAUGCGCUAUUCCUGAUAUGAAUUUAUCCCAAAGUCCUUAUUUAGGAUCUCAGCUAGAACCUGGUGGAGUCCUUGGUAAUUACGAUUUAGAAAGCUUGUCUAGAUGGGUUCCUGAUGGUCAUUACCAUCGCCUAAUGGAAAUGAAUGAUAUCCCACGCGACCCUAUUGAAUGGAAUUCAACACAGGUUAUUAUGUGGAUAAAUUGGGCUUGCAAACAAUUCAGGAUUGAUGGUUUAAAAAGCGAAAAGUUGUUCAAUAUGCCUGGAUCUCGUAUGUUUGUUCUGACACCAGACGAUUGGCGACGUUUGGUUCCCAAUGCCAAUGUAAAUUUUCUCACUCAUUUGGAGUUACUCAAACGAUGCCGAAAUGUUUGUGUUCCUUAUCGUCCUCAACCUCCACAACCAAUCGCAAAACAACCUCAAAAGUUAUACAGACAGAUGUCCCGAUCUCGUUUUCGCAGCUCAAGAAACCUAACAGAAGCAAACUCAAGCAGAAGUUUCGGUGGAAGCAUAGUGUUUGCUCCGUCGUUCUCUGGAGCGUUAAACAUAUAUGACGUGAAAAAUGGCAAUUCACGGAUGAUGACUGCGAAGCCAAUCUUUUUGUCACGUGGUGACGCAAAUGGUGGUGUACCGAGAUCUGCAACAAUGACGUUACGUUCACUUAGCGGCGAAACAUCUAGUCUAAAUUCAUCCGGUAACACAAGUGAUGUGUGUGAAGCAUCUUCGGGUCGCCAAUUGAUUCAAGGUUCAUUUAUACUAACACAAAAUGGAAAUAGUUUUCUACAAGGACCACCUAAUUCUCAGUCGUCAGCUGCCGCUGCAGCAGCAGCAGCAGCUGCUGGUCAGGUUCAACUGUGGCAAUUCUUACUUGAGUUGCUUACAGACUGGAGAUACCGUGAGGCUAUUCACUGGACAAGUGAUGACGGCGAGUUCAAGUUAAGUAACCCUGAACAAGUGGCAGCCAUGUGGGGUCAUCGGAAAAAUAAACCUGCUAUGAAUUAUGAGAAGCUAUCUCGAGCAUUGCGUUACUAUUAUGAUGGUGAUAUGAUUUCAAAGGUUCAUGGAAAACGCUUUGUUUAUAAAUUCAUCUGUGAUUUAAAAACUCUGUUGGGUUUUUCAGCGGGUGAGCUUUAUAUGCUGGUGAAAAGUUGUGCUGAAAAGCAUUCACAUCUUAGCAAAAAACGGCGUGUUACCCCUGGGGUAGCAUAUUCUUCAGUAAAUAGUCAUGCUUUAUCAGUAUUUCCUGUUGACGAUGGUGCUUUGUUACCAAUGGGCACAGAACAUGCUCGUCCUCUCGGUUUCUUAAGUCGAUCUGUACAGCGGAUUGUAAAUCCGGUAUACUGUCUGGAUAUGGUUACACCAUCUGAUCCUCUUUCUUAUAACGGUGCAUUUCCACCCACAUGUCGUAUCAGACAGCUGAUCAAGUCUGAGAAUGGAGUGCACAAUAAUACACCAGAAAGACAGUUGAGCAGUUCAUCCGUUCGCCAGCCACUGCAGCAGAAACGAUUUUCUGACGUACAGCCAAGCACAAUGAAUGUUGACAAUAUUGUCAUCGAAAGGAACGCUGUCAACCCCGAAGCUUCUGAUGUUGAAAAUCCAGAAAAUAACCGUUCAUGUGCUCCCACAAGUCCUUGGCGUUUACGCCGUCGUUGGUGGGCUCGCAAUCCAUUAUCUGGUAUUUCCCCAGUUACUUCUCCUCCUUACUCAUCUGUUCCAUUCUGUGACCGUCCAUCUUCAGACGCUACACGACAACACGACGACGUUUCUGAUCGUUUUAUUGGUUCGUGUACACCUUCAGCUGGUUCAAGUGCUCAGUUUAGUCAUUCUCACUUUCAAGUUGAUGAAGAUUGGGUCGCUGCUGCAGCUUUAACAGAAGAUAUGGCAAACGAAUCAUCCCUUAGUUCAUCUCACUCAAUCACAAGCCCAUUUCACUCAAACAGAAUUUCUUCUCUUCCACAAUCUUCCAUUUCUGCUGCUUCUGUCACUGGUUUUGAUGAAGGAGAAAUAGCCUCAGCUGCUGCGUCGUUACUCAGUCAGACAGGUCAGUCGGACUCAUCUUUGCUGAUCGACCAACCGACUAGUAACCCUAAAAAUCGAAAAUUAUCCUCAUUUACCUUAACUGAUUAUCAACGUGAGACAAAGGAAUUGAAGGAGAAAAUGAUGUCUGUGUUGAAGACACCAUAUUCAACACACUAUUAAAUCAUUCAUCAAGUAUCAAAUCUAUGUCUACUGGUCAGUCGCCUGUACUCUCUCAUAGUCCUGUUUUAUCAUCUACCUAUAAUCAAGCCAUUGACAUCGAUGCCUUUUGGCGCAUUAAAUAUGUUAGUGCAUAAUAAAUCCAAUGAAGUUCAUCUUUUCUUCACAUCUAUUGGAUAUUAUUAAUCUAAUUUGUAUCAUAGUUGUAUGUAUUCUUACCGAAAAGAUGUUUUAUGAUUUUUACUGUGAAAGAAAUCAAAUAAUCACUCAUUCUUUAUUUUUUAUCUUUUACCACUUUUUUGUUUACAGAGUUGUCUUUCUUUUCUUAUGAAAUAUUUUCUCAGGUUUUUAAUCAUUUGUGUGAAAUGUUACAAAACACCAUAUUAUUGUUUAUGCAUGUGUACAGUCUAUUAUUUUACGUAUAUAUAUAUAUAUAUAUAUAUAUAUAUAUAUAUAUAUAUAUAUAUAUAUAUAUAUAUGACUGCAAUUUUGCUUGCUCUUGUACAAAAUCACUCACCUGUGAAAUCGAAAUAAUCCGGCGUUAAUCCGUAACAUUUGUUAUACACAGCAUUUCUGUUGAGGUAGAAAUUUGUUUCUCUCUCUCAAUGUUUGAUUUAACUUCCGAUGUUCUAUGUGUAAACAUUCCACUCACGUUAAUCACUUAACUUGUUCAGAUGUUCUGUAUGGCGAUAAUGACUUAUAAAGGUAUCAAUAAUUUGUGAAUCUCAAUUCUCUCUGACAGCGUCUCCUAGCUGCAUAGAUUUAUAAUGAUAAUAAUAAUAAUUAUUAUUUAGUUUUCACUGUGAACUUUUCAUAACACAUGCAUUUCAAAUUUGCCACAGUUUUUUCUUCUUCAAAACAGUGAAACAAUGAACCAUUUUUAUGAGACACUGUCAGUUUGACCUUCCUCUUCAUUACAUACUCAUGUCCUCCAUAUCUGAAGAAUGUACCAACUGUAAUAAACAACCUUUCAGUCCUCAUACAAUAUUAUUUUGUACAUUUUUUUUUAUUACAAAGAUUCAUUUUUAUAUAUUUGUACCGGCGUGCUUUAUUUACUGUUUAUUAUUGUUUAAUUCAUUUUUCAAACUUGUUUGUGUUUCUUUUUGCAUAUAAGUGAAAGUUUAUUUGCAUUUUGGUAAUUAUGCUACUUAGAAUGAGAAGUAGUACGAUCUGUUUAAAUUCAGUUGAAUGCAACCAUCUGAAGAAAAAAAUUGAAUGUUCAAAGUGUGUAGUAGUGCAUGUAGUUUGAAGUGUAUAGUUUGUAUUAUUUGGAAGGUGGUUGGAGUUUUCCUCAUCGCGAUAUAAGUAACUAAAAUAAAAGAAUUUGGAUCAAGUAGAUUUAUCAUUGAAACCUAGAUAGUGUAUCUUGUCUUUAUGCAAAUGUAAUUAACAUCAGAGUGAAAUUGUUUGGUUAUUUGGUUCAGACUGUUUACUUUCACCGGGAUCCAUAUACAAUCAGAGUAAUUGUUUGUAACAUCCUUGUUAAUUUGCUGUCUUUAUAAUGAGCUAAUGAUGAAAAUUAGCAGAAUAAAUAAC
This is a messenger RNA of Heterobilharzia americana, 5761 nucleotides long. The record is from the annotation of a GenBank genome assembly. Lineage: Eukaryota; Metazoa; Platyhelminthes; Trematoda; Strigeidida; Schistosomatidae.